AUGGACGAAAAUGGUUACAAAUUUGAAAAUCUGGGCGAUAUAGACGAUUUCUACUCCAGAAUACGCUGGAAUAAUCAGUUUUCAUAUAUGGAUUCUUUACCACCUCACUUACGAAGGGAAGUAGAAGGCCAGAAGCACCUGUUAGAGCGGUAUGAUGCCUAUGCAAACAAAAUUCCUUUCUCUGAUAAGGAAAGCCGAGAUGUUGCUUCACAGCGUAUGCACGGGGAUAUGCCAGGAACAUCACAUGCAUUAGUUAGCAAGAAAGACCAAGAUGCGCACACAUCAACUUUUGUAAGUGAAAUUUUUCAGCCAGAGAUUGCUGGAGAAUUUAUAGUUAAUAGAUAUGAAAAACUGUUGUCACAGAAACCAGAAUGGCACGCACCUUGGAAACUUUUACGCGUUAUUAAUGGUCAUCUUGGAUGGGUACGAUGUGCGGCAAUUGAUCCCGUUGACAACGAGUGGUUUGUCACAGGAAGUAAUGACACAACAAUGAAAGUUUGGGAUCUGGCGACGGGGAAAUUAAAAACUACUUUAGCUGGACAUGUAAUGACUGUACGGGACAUUGCUGUCUCAGAUCGACAUCCCUAUUUAUUCUCUGUCAGUGAAGACAAGACAGUCAAAUGCUGGGAUUUAGAAAAAAACCAUAUUAUUAGAGACUACUAUGGCCAUCUAUCUGGGGUUCGUACCGUAAGUAUACAUCCGACACUGGAUUUGAUAGCCACUGCAGGCCGAGAUAGCGUCGUAAAACUUUGGGACAUCAGAACAAGGAUGCCUGUUAUUACCCUUGUCGGUCACAAGGGUCCAAUCAAUCAAGUACAAUGCACCCCAGUGGACCCUCAAAUAGUGAGUUCAUCCACUGAUGCUACAGUGAGAUUGUGGGAUAUUGUUGCUGGCAAAGCAAUGAAAGUUCUGACACAUCAUAAGAGAUCUGUGAGAGCUACUGCACUGCAUCCAAAGGAAUUUUCACUGGCAUCGGCAUGUACUGAUGACAUUAGAUCGUGGGGAAUAGCAGACGGGUCCUUACUAACCAAUUUUGAAUCCGAAAAGACAGGCAUAAUCAAUACUUUGAGUAUUAACCAAGAUGAUGUUUUAUUUGCUGGUGGCGACGAUGGGACACUCUCAUUUUAUGACUAUAAGUCGGGGCACAAAUAUCAGUCAUUGGCCACAAGAGAAAUGGUAGGCUCGCUUGAAAGUGAACGUAGUGUUUUAUGUAGCACUUUCGAUAAAACUGGUCUAAGAUUAAUCACUGGGGAAGCUGACAAGAGCAUAAAAAUUUGGAAACAGGAUGAGACGGCUACAAGAGAGUCUGAUCCUGGACUGGUAUGGAAUCCCAAUAUAAGAACCAAAAGAUUCUAG
Molecule: messenger RNA, 1356 nt
Organism: Saccharomyces kudriavzevii IFO 1802
Lineage: Eukaryota; Fungi; Ascomycota; Saccharomycetes; Saccharomycetales; Saccharomycetaceae
Gene: PRP46
Product: mRNA splicing protein PRP46
Exons: 1
Coding region: 1-1356 (451 amino acids)
Biological process (GO): mRNA splicing, via spliceosome
Cellular component (GO): Prp19 complex; catalytic step 2 spliceosome; precatalytic spliceosome
Molecular function (GO): protein binding
Source: RefSeq, a predicted model, not a curated record